GCAACUUGGGAAAAGACAGUAAGGAAAAAUUAAGGAUGAUGACUUAGCCUGCUGAGAAUGGUGGUCAUGCUCCCAAACAUGAGGCCCUUACUUAGGCCUCCUUCCUUGAGGGGAAACCAUGUUGUUUUCCAAACACUAGGUUCAAGCAGAUUUACCACUACCUUCAUUUUCUGAGGUGGUGUCAGAAUUCAGUGUCAUUGUACCACUGCCCUUGCACAGAAUGCAUUUCAGAUUUACAUGGUCACGAUGGUCAUUUGCAGGUGACGUCAUCUUGGAAGAACUGCAGAUGCCCUAAAUAGGUGCCAUAGCUGUUUGUUCAUUUUCUGCCGCUGGCUGGUGAAUAUGGAUCAAACACUCAACCCAUGCAACAUGUCUUGCACCAAAAGCGCACACUUCUGUGGAGAUAAUAAGAUGCUUAUAGACCCUCUGGUGCUGAAGAAGAAGCUCAAUAGGAUGGCAACAGAGCCAGGAGCCUUUGCUGUUCUCAGCAGCCUGCUGCUAUACGUCACCGAGCUCACGGCCGGGGAUCCACAGAUCAGCAACAAGAGGACAAAAUGGGCAGAAGGUAAAGAAAACCAGGUGAGCUCUAACCAGCCAUGUCCAGAUCCAAUCAGGGUUCAAUAUCCAACCAGAUUUCAGCUCUUGCGGUCCAGGUUUCUAAACAACAAUCGUGAGCCGUACACCAAGAAGAGAAGAGAAGUUGGCAAACUGGUCAUUAAAGAGAAGAUGUGGGUGAGCAGGACUGGUAACAAGCUGGACAGAAGUAGAGACAGGAAGGGAGAUGGGAAAGCAGUGGAGGAGGAUGCAGAUGUAAUACCCAGUGAGAGGGCAAGGUGGAGUAGUGUGACUGGGAAAAACACAGUGAAGAACAUCCUGAAGAAAUUUUUAGCUGCUGAAGAAAAAGAAGCCAAGGAGAAGUCUCCCAGCUGGAAAAAGAAGGGAACAAACAGCAGUUUGCCAAAAAUAGUCAACAAGAAUUCAGUCUUGUCCAAACUGAAGGAGCAGUUUGAACAAAGCACUCUCUGCUCAGCUGCAGAGGUGAAAGCAUCACUCUUGCGCAAAGGUGAGAGAAAGACUAAAAACUUCCCCAGCAGAAAAGCUAUUCAUAAGCCUGAGGUCAGAGUGCUGCGCAUGGCAGCAAUGACAGCCACAGGUAUAAAGAGCCCAGAUUCACAAAAUUUAGUGUGCUCCAUGGUCCCAGUGCCCAGACUCAGCAUGGCUACCAAAAUUAACCAUCCUUGGAGCUGGUCGAAAAAUAAUGCCACAAAGCAGCCUUUUGGUCACGCCACACUACUGAAGGAAAAGGAGGGAUCCAACAGAGACCACGGAGAGAACAAAACACUGGCAAAUGCAGCACAGGACAGGGAGGACAAAGAAGAGUUACUGGUGGCACCAGAGGCCAUGUCAGAUGCGAAGGACAGUGCUGAGGCUAAAAUAGAUUCCACAAAACAGGGACCCAACUUUCAUCUUGUUCUAGAUAACUCUUCAACUACGCAUGAAAACAAAGCCCUCGCAAACUCCAUUCCUCCCUUACCUGAAUGUGGUCUAGACUGUGACAGGACUAACAUGCCAGCUGGGCCUGACACAUCUUCACUAUUGGGAAUUACCAAUGCUCUGCAACAUGUUAAGGAAGACAGCCCACCUUCUGACUCACCUGACUAUAGCACAGCUGGAGAAUCCCAUGAACAAAGUCCUCAGGAUACCAAACCAGGAGAGAUUCCUGAAAUAUCUCUGUAUGUAUACUGUUCAGACGAAGAUGACACAGAGCUCACAGAGCCAGAAAAAGAUCCUUUCUUUGCAGGCCAAAAAUGUUUUCCAGAGCAGAAAGUACUGGAAAACAUUCUGCCAUUUUACUCUCCAAAAUUUUCAGCAUCUUGUGAACUUGAGUCUUCAAUGGAUGAUAGACAGCUGACUGUCCUAACACCAGCUUCUGGCACAAAGCCACCAAUAGAGGCGCUGGAUUUAAGAGUCAAAUGUUCAAAGGAAGCCAAAAAAGAAGCAACAUUUCACAGUGAAGACAAAAUGCCUGCUAGCAAAAAUGAUAGUGAUGUCCCAAACAGAGAGGAGGAGGAGAAUAAGACACCCAACAGCCAAAUGCAAAAUGGAUUAAAAACUAUGCAGGCUCAGCCUCCUCAAGUGUAUUUUAGCUCACAAAAUAACUUUAAUGUUUCCAAUGGGGACAUGCCAGUUCCAGAUGCAAAUCAGAACAAACCUACACUCUUCUCAAAAGAGAGCCUGGAGCCAAAGCCUGGUGCUGCAGAAGAGGAGAACACCUCUUCUUUGGAAAAGAUACUGAGCCCUUUGCCAGAUGACCUUGUGAAGCAUAGUUUCUUUAUUUCAGAAGAUUUUGGGCAGGACAAAUUCUCUUCAUCCAAUGAAGUGAUGAAUCACUCAAACAACCAAGCCCUGCAAAGGAGUUCCUUAACUGACCUGGAGACCUGCCACAAGCCAUCUGAAUCUUUCAUUGAGCAUGAAGAGGACACUGCAGAUGAGAUGCCCUGGUCUGACUCUGAGGCAUGGCAGUCACCCUUGUCAAUCCCUUUACCAAUAUCAAUGAGUGGGAUUGCAGGACAAAGUAUCCAUCACACUCUUGGAAAUACUCCAGCACUUCCACCUAUUGAUCUGGUGGGACAGGGAGCUGGUGCUGUGGAACAUGAGCAUGACAGCCAUGGCUGUGAGAAGCAUCCACACCCCCUUUCAGAUGAGCUGACAGAUUGUGGGAAUGACACAAUGGGGAAGAAGAAAACUAUGUUUGAUUUUAAGAACCAAGCACGAUUUCCAGAUAAUGCAACAGAAAAUGAAAAUUCUACAGACAAAGAGACAAAUUCAUGUCAGAGACUUGAGAACUGUCUUUCACAUUCAAUCACAAAGCCAGGAAAACGUGAAAAUAAAACCACACUACCAGGAAAUCCCCUAUUACCCUUGGAGAAGAGCCAAACACCAAUAUUAGAUGAUACCAAAAAGCAUGGAUGUGAUAUGCUAGAAGAGAACCCAAUUCCUUCAUCAGCUGAAUUAAUCUCAAACCAGAAGAAGGAUGCAAAAAGUAGAAAUAAAAUAUCUGAGUACACAAGGGAUAAGCUCUUCUCAUCAGAUGAUGACAUGAAGCAUGAAAGUGAUAGGAUGGAGAGAGAGGAGAAAGAAGAGAGAAAUGUCUUGCAUAAAUUUGAGGAGGAACAAGUAUUCACACCAAAUGAUACUGUGGACUAUGAUAAUAACUCUUCAAAGGAGAAUGAUGCUCAUAGUCCUCAAACAUCCCAGUUACCUUCAUCAGAGAAUGAUACUAACAUUCAAGGAGUGAAAAAUACUGGACAGAGUUUGGAGCAUCUAGCAUCUCCAAGAGAUUUGGUGAAACACAAACAUGAUAUGACAGGCGAUGAAAACAUCUAUUGCAACAAUAGGAAAAAACAUCUGGACUCAACAGAUGAGCCAAUGAAACAUACUAAUGACAGUGAAGAGCUAGAAAACCUUGAGUCAGACUUCCACAAUUAUUCAGUGCUGCCAAGAAAUACAGCAAGGCAGGACAGUAAGAUGGCUGAUGAGGACAUUACUGCUCUAGAGACACAGAAACAGAUGUCACCAGGUGACCUUGUAAAGCCUGAAGCUAAGCCAGACAAAAAAGAGACUAAACAUACCUCUGAGAAGUUCCAGUCACCUUCUUCAAACAAAGUGGCAAAUUGUCAUGACAGAAGUUCUUCAGGAGAGAGGAAGCAAAAUAUAUCAGCAGCAGAAGACACUGGAUCACCUGAAACAGAGGUAGUAAAAGAGGAUAUUGAGCAGCAGUUUUCUGGGAAGCACCAGCUACCUCCAUCAAGAAAAUCAGAAAUGGAUGAGCAAAAUAUUCCAGGAGACAAACAGCAAAUGAGAUUUGAAGAUUUUCUGACACCUGAUACAAAUACUGCAAAAGAGAAAGACAAAAUUCCAAGUUCCAGGAAGUAUCCAUCAGUACCACCAGAAACAUUGGUUAAGCCCCAAGAAAAAAUUACUCCAGAACAAAAGCAAAAAACAUCAGAUUCUUCAGGUUUUAAGAAGCCUGGUACUAAUUAUGUAAAAGAAAAGGAUGGAGAUCCAAAUUCUGAGAAGCUGCCUUCUUCAAAAGAAGUGCUGAAGCCUCAAGAAAAAAGCACUUCAGGAGACAGGAAGCAAAAGAAACCAGCAGGAGAGGACACCAGGUCACCUGAAGAAAAGGCUGUAAAAGAGAAAGAUAAAUACCAAGGUUCUGGGAACCAUCCAUUACCUCCAUUAAGUAAAUUACUGGAGCCUGAGAAAAAUAUUCCAGGAGGAGAAAAACCACAAACUGUAUCAGAAACUUUUACAAAGACUAAUGCAAAUGCUCUAAAAGAUAAAAGCAAAGAUCCAUCUUCUGGGAUGUGCCAGUUCCCACACCCAAAUUUGCCUGUGAAGUCUCAAGAAAAUAAUGCCACAACCAAAAAGGAGCAUUUGCCACCACCACAUGAUGAAAAGCCAACAUAUAAAGCUGGUAGUCCGGAAAAGAAUAGUGAACCUGAGAGAAGAGAGAAAUACCAGCUAGGCUCUUCAGCUCAGUCAGAGAGGCACAGCAUUGAUGGCUCAGGACAGGAGGGCCCUGUGGAUGAUUUCAGAAACUAUCAAUCUCCAUUGCCAAGCAAUGGCAUAAACUGUAAAAGCAGUGUUGCCCCGAAAGAGACCAGCUUGUCUAAUACAGAGAAAUCCCCCAAAUCAUCCUCAUCAUUACAUGUUGCAUCAAAAGAUGAGGUAAAUCCUACUGGAAGCAGAGAAAAGCAGCCUGGAUUUAAGAAGUACAAAGCACUCUCGUCAAAGACGUUGGUGGGGCAUGAGAAAGAUGCUGCUGAAAGGGAGGGGAGCAGGCAGGCAGCUGGCAAAACAAGUGAGAAAAAAGCAGAGCUGGAGGACUGCUCCAAAGUAACACCAUUCUCAAAAUACACAGUGGAAAGCUACAGUGAAGGAUCCUUAGAUUCGGCUUUCAAACCAUUGAUCAUUAGAGUAACUGACACAUUUAAACAUCACAGCUAAAAAUUACAGCUACAGCUUAGGCAAGAACUUACAACAGAUCAUGCUACCGAUUCACUUGAUCUUUCUUUUCUCCUUUUUUCUCCAGGGCAUUAUAUUAUCAUUUUUUAAUCACAAGGACAUUGAAGUGCAUCUAUCAGAGAUAGGGUUUUUUUCUUUCUUAAACAUUAGCCUGAAGACAUGAAUUAAAUUAAUCACUGCAAGUGAAUUAGCUAAUCACUGAAUUAAUCAUCAGUUUAUAAAUUAAAUAUGAGAAGGGCUUUGAGAUCAGCAUGAAUUCAGUCCUGCUUCAAAUUCUCCUUGCUAACUAAUGGGCUUUGUUUGCAACAAAGACAACUGUUCAGGCUGAACUCUAUUUGUAUUUACUUGUUCUAAUGAAACUCUGCUAGUACUUCUUUCAGGAAUAGUGGUAGGCAGUAUAGUUUUAAUUAUGUCAAAAAGCACUUGUUCUAAGCUCUGCCUUUUCACAGAUUAGCAGGAACUGUUGAUCUAUUGCUGCUCUGAGUGACACUGUUAGCAGAAGUAGUGAGGGAAGGAGGGGAAUGCUUCAUUUAUCUGCAGAAAAAUCCUCAAAAGACAUUGAUGCUACAAGGGGAUUUACCGCAAAUGCAAAUGGUCAGCCUCAUUAAUAUUAAUAUUGGAAAAAUUGUGAUUUUGCCUCCUCUGAAGCUAUUUGCACUCUGUCCACACACACUGUAUGCAUUAUUGCUGUAAAAGUAUGCCAUUUCAAGAGGUUCUUAAUUACUGCAAAUGAAUAUGCAACAAGUGUAAGAGCUCAAAAAAGCUCAAUGCUGAAAGGCGAUGAGGACAAGGUAAGCCAGAGGGGCUCAACACUUUGACAUAGCAAUUCAGCUUUUCCUGGGACAUCUGUCCCAUUACAAAUGCUGGGGCACACAGACAUGAGGCAGGUGCCUCAGCUCACAUUUAAAGUCUUAGAAAGUUUUUAUUUUACAAUGCAAUGUGAAACAGAGCAGUAAAAAGCAGCCAGUGUCACUGAAUCCUACUAAUAGGGUAUGAAUUUUUGUGUUUACAAUAAUAGCAUCUUCUGCAAAAGGUUUGUGUUUGAUGAACAUUGUUCUGGAGAAGAGAGGGCAGGGUUGCUGCCUGGGGUGUCUUUGUAAAGCUGUGACAGACAGGACGUCUCACAGUGCCAGCUCUCCCAUACACAAGUUUAGCCUAGCAUUUAAACAGCACAUUCAUAUUAAAACUUACUGUGGAGGAACCUAAAGGCAUAUCCUAAGGACUCAACUUCAGCAGGAGAGAGGGUUCAUGCAAACAAGGCCCUGCUUCCCUGUGGCAGUGAAUUCCCUUCCAUUUUUAUGACGCUCUCCAUAACCACCCUCUGCAGCUGAGGUCUGGCUGUUCCUUAAGCCCAGGUUGGCAGAAUGCCCCCACCCACUGCCAUCAAGAGACUGAGGACAAGAACAGGCUGGCAGCAAGCUGAGAUCAAACCCAUUUGUCAGCACAAUGCACACGAGUCACAUACGUGACAACAGUGCUGGCCCAGUCGGGGACAUUGCUGGGAGGAAGUGGGAACGUGAACAUCGUGUCUCCUGACCACUGAAGAGGCUUAAACUUUGAUUUCAUUUUCCUUCCCAGCCUGCCAAGAAUUAGGCUUUCUGGCAUACAGAGGGUCACAAAAUAAAAAAUGUAUUGGUAUAUCAUACCAGUGCUCAAAAACUAAAAUAGAUUUUAUUGGAGAUACAACACUGCCCGUGCACACAGCGGUUUACUUCACCCACCAAACUUUUAUAAGCUGGGAACUGUAAAGGCCACUUUGUUAUAAGCCAAAAGCACAAUUUACUUUUUAUUGUCCAUGAUUUCAUUUCACAUUUGAGAAAAGUCCUUACAGCAUGGAGCAUUUGCACCAGACUUGAAUAAUAAAUUCUCUAUUAGCUGGCUUCUUCUGUCUGUACAGGAAUAUCACAGAAUCACAGAAUUGUUGUGAUUGGAAAAGAUUUCUAAGAAUAUCGUGUCUACCCAUUACCCAGCUCCACAAAGUCCACCACUAAACCAUGUCCCUAAGCAUCACAUCCACAUAUUUUUUGAACCCUUCCAGGGAUGGUGGCUCCACCAUUUCCCUGUGCAGCCUGUGCCAAUCCCUGACACUCAUUUUGGUGAAGAAAGUUUUCCUAAUAUCCAAUCUAAACCUCCUCCAGCACAACUUGAGGCCAUCUCCUCUCGUCCAUUGCUUGUUACCUGGGAGAAGAGACCAACACAAACCUCACUAAAACCUCCUUUCAAGCAGUUGUAGAGAGUGAUGAGAUCCCUCCUCAGUUUCCUUUUCUCUAGGCCAAACACCCUCAGCAGAUCCUCAUCAGACUUGUGCUCCAGACCC
Cyanistes caeruleus (blue tit) is the source of this 7345-nucleotide messenger RNA. RefSeq lists its product as uncharacterized. Lineage: Eukaryota; Metazoa; Chordata; Aves; Passeriformes; Paridae. The record is from RefSeq and is a predicted model, not a curated record.